Molecule: messenger RNA, 1095 nt
Organism: Knipowitschia caucasica
Lineage: Eukaryota; Metazoa; Chordata; Actinopteri; Gobiiformes; Gobiidae
Source: the annotation of a GenBank genome assembly
AUGAUAAGAGCUUCUGCUGCUCUGUCCCCGGGGCUCGUGUCCGUCACACGUGCACCGUUAGAGAAGCGCGACUCUCCAUCGAAUCAUCUGUCCACUCACCACAGCACGCAUCCCACAUAUUCAACAAUGCAUCAGACUUGGUGUGCGCUAUUUCUGUUGCUUUCAGGCACACAGGCGUUUCUGAUCCACAACCUGCAGCGUAGCCUCUGCCUGGAGGAGGUGUCCGGCAGCGGGGAGGUGGUGGGCAGGGAGUGCAGCCUGGACUCGGACUCUCAGCAGUGGCUCUGGGAGGACCGCACUCGGCUGGUGAACGUGCAGACCUCCAGAUGUCUGUCGGCCCGUCACCUCCAGCCUGUGCUCACCGAGGCCUGUCCUGAGGCGGGGGAGCAGGGGCUGAAGGGGGUCCUGGAGUGGGACUGUGACCGGGAGAGACUGAUCAGCAGGAACAACUCUCUGCUGCUGUCUCUGAGCGGACGGAAGGUGCUGCUCACUGACGACAACAAGAACGUCCGGUGGAAGUCGCUGGACCAGGGGGAUAUCUGCCAGGAGACGCUGAGAUCCAGGAGAGCGUCGGAGGAGUUUGAGGACGAGGUGAAGCCCACUCUGUCUGCAGAAGAGAAGGAUUAUCUACGCUGGUUUUAUCGCACGGAGGAGAAUACUUAUUGGAAGUAUGCGAUCCUGGGUUUCGCCUUCGUGGGCCUCCUCAUCGGCUUCAUGCUCCUGGGGAUGGGUUCCAUGGCCAACAAGAACAGAAAGAAGGUAGCCAAGUACAAGGCGGUGGCUGCUUUGCUUCAGAAGAAAGAUUGCGAGCUGAACGUAGCGCUGGAGGAGACCGUCUUCGCCACGCCAACCAAGCCUCUCGCCUCCCCUGCGCUACAGGCGGCUAACGGGGAGCUGAGUGACUGCUGCAAGCCCGGGAACAUCAUGCUCACGUAUAAAGACGGGAACACCUCCAGCCUGUACCCAGACGUGGCAGAAGCAGAGGCGGACAGGCAGGCUGAAGGCUCAAAGGAGGAGGAGGGAGAGAAGGGAGAACCGGAGAUAACCACCGCAGCAAAGCCAGAUAAAGAGAACGAGGAGGUGGUGGAGGACUGA